This is a messenger RNA of Jatropha curcas, 2873 nucleotides long. It is a transcript of the gene DG1, whose product is annotated as Tetratricopeptide repeat (TPR)-like superfamily protein. Gene Ontology annotation, cellular component: chloroplast. Lineage: Eukaryota; Viridiplantae; Streptophyta; Magnoliopsida; Malpighiales; Euphorbiaceae. Gene Ontology annotation, molecular function: protein binding. Gene Ontology annotation, biological process: chloroplast organization. The record is from RefSeq and is a predicted model, not a curated record.
GGCCAAAACCCACGGCCUAUACUGAUAAUAUACCAGACUAAAAAACAUCAGCUUUAGCCACUCCAGUUCUCUCCGCUAACAUUUCUCUCCUUCACUUCCAAUGAUGGAAGCUCCAAUGGCUCCUUCCUCUUCUGUCCCAACACCGAAAUUCGAACCCAACAUAGAAGCCAUCAAACAGAGACUCUUAAAGAAAGGCGUGUAUCCAACUCCCAAAAUAAUUCGAGCUCUCCGCAAGAAACAAAUUCAAAAACACAAUCGCAAACUCAACAAAAUGGCACAAACGCAACAAGCUCCACUUCUCACUCCCUCCCAAAAGCAAGCCCUGGCCGAGGAAACGCAUUUUCAAAUCCUAAAACGUGAGUACAGAAAAUUCAACAAGGCAAUAAAAGCGGAGACAGGGUCUGGAAAUGGCGGUUUGUUGGUGGGAAAACCUUGGGAGAGAAUAGAGAGAGUGAGUUUGAGAGAGCUUGCAAGUGGAAGUAAAGAAUUUAAUGGAGACGCGUUAAAGAAGGAGAAUUUGAGAGAGUUGAAGGAAGUUUUUGAGGAAGGUUUGAAUUGGGUUUUGGAUAAUGAUAUUGAAGUGGAAAAUGAUGAUUGGUUGAGAAAGGAUAAUCAAUGGCAAUGGGAUCCGACCAAACGGAGACGCAGUGAUAAGGAGGCAAUUCGGUUUCUUGUUGAUAAAUUAAGUGAAAGAAAGGUUACUGUGAGAGAUUGGAAGUUAGCAAAGAUAAUGAAGCAGUCAGGGUUGUGGUUUCACGAAGGGCAGCUGCUGAAAAUUGUGGAAGGGCUUGGAGACAAAGGAAAGUGGGAACAAGCUAUGCAAGUUGUGGAAUGGGUAUAUAAUGAUAAGGAGCGUAGAGAUUGUAAAAGCAGGUUUGUUUACACAAAAUUGUUGUCAGUGCUCAGGAAAACAAAGAGGCCCCAGGAAGCUCUUCGCAUUUUUAAUUUGAUGCGUAAGGACCGCAAUAUGUAUCCUGAUAUGGCUGCAUAUCACAUCAUUUCUGUUACACUUGGACAAGCUGGUGAUUUGAAAGAGUUGCUUAAGAUUAUUGAAUCCAUGAGGCAGAAACCUUCUAAGGGACACAACAAGAACUGGCACCCUGUCCUUGAACCAGAUGUGGUUAUAUAUAAUGCUGUAUUAAAUGCCUGUGUUCCAUCCAAGCAGUGGAAAGGUGUGUCAUGGGUGUUUCAGCAGUUGAGAAAGAGUGGUCUUAAGCCCAAUGGUGCAACAUAUGGAUUAGCGAUGGAGGUAAUGUUGCAUUCUGGCAAGUAUGACCUUGUCCAUCUGUUAUUUAAGAAAAUGAACAAAAGUGGAGAAGCUCCAAAAGCGCUUACAUAUAAAGUUCUCGUAAAUGCUCUUUGGGAGGAAGGUAAAGUCAAUGAAGCUGUGGAAGCAGUGAGAGAUAUGGAACAAAGAGGAGUUGUUGGAACAGCUAGUGUAUAUUAUGAAUUAGCUUGCUGCCUUUGCAACAAUGGAAGGUGGCAAGAAGCUUUGCUAGAGGUUAAGAAGAUGAAAAAACUUCGUCAUAGUAAACCAUUGGAGGUUACUUUCACUGGCAUGAUAAUGUCUUCCUUGGAUGGUGGGUAUCUCAAUGAUUGCAUCUCUAUCUUUGAGUACAUGAAAGCCCAUUGCAUCCCCAACAUAGGGACCAUAAAUAUUAUGCUGAAAGUUUAUGGCCAGAAUGAUUUGUUCUCUGAAGCUAAGGAGUUAUUUGAGGAAAUGAAAGGAGCCAUUGGUGCUUUUACGUCUAUCGUUCCAGAUGAGUACACGUAUAGCUCAAUGCUCAAGGCAUCUGCUAGUGCACUUCAAUGGGAGUACUUUGAACUUGUGUACAAAGAGAUGGCUUUCUCUGGGUAUCAACUAGAUCAACGCAAGCAUGCAUCGCUACUUGUGGAAGCAUCCAGAGCUGGGAAGGGUCAUCUUCUGGAGCAUGCAUUUGAGUCAACUUUGGAAGCUGGAGAAAUUCCUCAUCCUUCAUUGUUCAUUGAAAUGAUAUUUCAAGCAACGGCUCAACAAAAUUAUGAAAGAGCUGUGAUCUUGGUCAACACCGUGGCUCAUGCCCCAUUUCGAAUCAGUGAAAGGCAGUGGCUAGAUCUUUUCAAGAAGAAUAGGGAUAAAAUUGCUGAGGGUAGUUUAGAAAAGCUGUUAGAUGCACUUGCUAAUUGCAAUGUUGUAGCAGAGCCAACGGUCAUAAACUUGUCAAGAUCACUGCAAGCUCUAUGUAGAUAUGGCACGUCAACUUACUUAUCAAGUUCAAUUGCUUCAGCCAUUGAAGACAUAGAUAGUUCCCAUUUGGAUCCUGACAGAGAGGAUACCAUCAGUAAUAAGACAAUGGAGAUGCCAGUUUCUUAUGCAAAUACAGUAAAUGGAAAUCUGGAGAUGCACGAUAAUGCUCUUGUUAAUGAAACUGAUGUCACAUAUAUCGAGUCCAGUGUUACAGAUGGUGAUGAUGAUAGUGAUACUGAUGAAGUCUCUAGCCUGCAAAACCAUAGUAGUGACCAAGAUGGAAUACACACUGAAAUGGAGGCUUCUAUUAAUGAUGUGACGUCUGGUAGGUUUAGUGGUUGUUUGGAUGGAACGUUGAAAGAUUUGAACGACGUGGAAUUUGAAAUACCCAUGAACCAGGUUGAUGAUUCUAAUGAAUCUAAAUUACCCUCAGCAGCUGAUAUACUGGAAGCCUGGAAGAAAAGCAGGAAACAAGGAAGGAUAUUCUCCCCCUUUGAAUUCGGGCAUAAGAACUAAGAAGCAGCUAUAAGCAGAUCAUAUAUGUAUAUAGAUUAAGCAGCUCCUUAGGACAUAUGGAGACACAUAGUGAUUAAUGGAUAUUUUUUUUCUUUUUAGCAGAAAUAAUCAGAUUUAUUAUAUUAUUUUA